Trichomonas vaginalis G3 is the source of this 651-nucleotide messenger RNA. RefSeq lists its product as uncharacterized. Lineage: Eukaryota; Parabasalia; Trichomonadida; Trichomonadidae. Bases 1 to 651 code for a protein of 216 amino acids. The record is from RefSeq and is a predicted model, not a curated record. The transcript has a single exon.
AUGCAAGGAUCUCCUCCACCAGCACCACUAGAAGAUGUCAAAUUACAGAAGAUAGAGGUAGCUGGAAACCUUGAGCACAUAGAAGAUCAGCUCCGAGCAACAGAAGAAACCAAUGCCAUAUACAAUUCAAGAAUCCAAGCAUUAGAAGAUGAAUUAAGUCAACUUAAUAAGAAGUCAAAAAAGGCUUUUAAAUAUUUAAACAGUCAAUUAGAGAAACAUCAAGAAAAAGGAGUUGUUCUUCAAGAAGUUUACAAUAAAUAUCCUGAUAUCCAAUUUAUGGACCAACAAAUAAAAGUAAUAGAGGAAUAUUGCAAGAAUAGCCAGCAAUUUCAAGAUAGAGUCGUUGAUCCUGAAUUUUUACGAGAGAUGGGCAUAAAGAAGAAUACCCAAAAUCCUCAAGAAAAACUCAUCAAAUCCGUCGAUUAUUUGAUUAAAUUAUAUCAAGCUAGAUAUAAGGGCGUAUUUAGUUUUAAAUUAAUGCCUUAUAAUAACCAUACAGGAGAAGAAUUAGACAUCAUCAAUCUAAUUACAGCUCUAGAAUCAUCGAUCAAGAAUUCUGCUAAAAAAUACUUAAUUGAAACCGAAUCAUUAAAACAAGAGAUUCAAGAAUUGAGAGAUGAAAUCGAAAAACUCUCACGAGACGACUUUUGA